AAUAAUGCAUUCGCCACCGUUGAUGACAUCUUGGAGCUCCUGAAUUCACGAUCCAUUCUUGACAAAGACUCUUUUCUAAACUUCCCAUGGGGCCGGGAAUCUUACCUACGCACUCUAGUCCAUUUGCGGCCAGGUAAAAGGAUAUCAGCUAAAUGCUCGGACCCAAUACACACAUUCUGCGAGAAGCUCAAAUCUGGAUCAAUGUGUCUGAAGGGAUUCCCUCUUAUCCUUCAGCUCCUAGCAUUCAACAACAUCUCUUCCCAUUUUCGAUGUAAAGCCUACUCUCAUUCAAACUCCAGGGGUUCAUUUGCCAAAACAACCACCUAUUCAAAUGGAUGA
This is a messenger RNA of Thlaspi arvense, 339 nucleotides long. The record is from the annotation of a GenBank genome assembly. Lineage: Eukaryota; Viridiplantae; Streptophyta; Magnoliopsida; Brassicales; Brassicaceae.